Molecule: messenger RNA, 600 nt
Organism: Rhopalosiphum padi (bird cherry-oat aphid)
Lineage: Eukaryota; Metazoa; Arthropoda; Insecta; Hemiptera; Aphididae
Product: leucine-rich repeat-containing protein 51-like
Exons: 3
Coding region: 1-600 (199 amino acids)
Molecular function (GO): protein binding
Source: RefSeq, a predicted model, not a curated record
AUGAAUGAUUCGAUUCGAAACGUACCAAAACACGCUGUACAUACUGAUCCUAAGUUUGUACAAGCCAUUAAAUUAGGGAAGCCUUUGGAUUAUUCGUCAAAGGGUCUUAGGACGCUUAACAAGCUAAUAAACGAAACUCCGUUAUCUGUAAGAGUCCACGGAGUGCCCGAUCGAGGUAUCAACAAGAGAUUCAUCUGUGGAGCAAUUUGGUUAAAUAAUAACUAUUUAACGAACUUACAAGGUUUGAACAAAUCAAUCGAAGAGUUGCUCGAGUUGCCGGCAUAUUUGACUUGGAUUGACAUUUCACAUAAUGAGUUUAAAAACAUUGGUCAGGAAUUUUUUCAAUUUCAAUUUUUGUCGAUACUGUACAUGCAUGGAAAUCAAAUAAAUGACAUUAAGGAAGUUUUGAAACUAAAAUCACUAUUAAAAUUACGAACAUUAACUCUACACGGAAAUCCGAUAUCACGGCUAACUAAAUAUCGUUCUCUUGUAUUGUUUUAUCUUCCACAAAUUAAAAGUUUAGAUUUUUCAUUAAUUACUCGUCAUGAAAGAAGUGUUGCUCCGCCAAUAUUAUGUACAGUGAACAAUAAUUAUAAAUGA